Molecule: messenger RNA, 6591 nt
Organism: Closterium sp. NIES-65
Lineage: Eukaryota; Viridiplantae; Streptophyta; Zygnematophyceae; Desmidiales; Closteriaceae
Source: the annotation of a GenBank genome assembly
AUGGGAAACGACGCGGAAACUACGCCGCCAGCUGCUUCCGCAGCCGCGGAAGAGCAGAAGCCAGCCGAUGCCGCCCCCGCCGAUGCGGCUCCCGCAGUAGAUGCUGCCGCUACGGAGGGAGAGCAAAAGAAGGAGGGGGAGGGAGCGGAGAAGAAAGAGGGGGAGGGGGAGGGAGAGGGCGAGGGCGAUGGGGUUGCUAAGAAGGACGCGGAUGAGCUUCAGCUGUAUCCUCUUGCGGUGAAGGGACCUGCUGGGGAGGAGAUCGAACUGCAGGUGAACCCUGCAGAUACAGUAAUGGAUUUGAAGCAGUUUUUGGCCGACGCGCCCGAGACGUGCUUCUAUACCGCGUACGACCUUAUCCUCACCAAGCCGGACGGAUUGCGUUACCACCUCAUGGAUUACGUGGAGAUUGGGGAGGUUGCUGACGUGGCAGCCGGCGGGUGCCUGCUGGAGAUGUUCAACACGUUCUACGAUGACCGCGCGGUGCGGCUGCACGUGCGUAAAACGAGGGAGCUUAUAUCGAUGGCCGGGUCGUACUCUAGCGCGUCUACGGCCAUGGCGGCGGAGUAUGAGCUAGUUAAGGGUCUCGCGACGGAGCGCGAGCUUGGAGGGGAUGAGAAGGAGGAGGGGGAGGGGAAGGAGGGCGAGGGGGAGAAAGACGGGGAGAAGGAUGGAGACGAGGGCGGGGAGUGGAAGAAGAGCGGGAAGGGGAAGAAGGGGAAGGGGCGGCGGAGCAAGGAGGAGGAGGCGAAGGAGAAGGAGCGGCGGGAGAAGGAGAAGGAGCGGGAGCGCAAGGCGAAGCUUCCGAGCAGCAAGGCGCGGAUGGAGGAGAUCGCGUCGCUGGAGCAGGGCGUGGGGCUGGGCGAUGAUCCCAAGGGCGUUCUCGCGAAAGUUAUGGUGAAGGGCGGCGCGGACGAGGACGCCGCGCCCGUGUGUGUGGAGAGCAUCGCCUUCUCCUCUUUCAAUCCCGUGCCCGGGCCCAGGAGGCUGCAAGGCGAUCUCGUGUACCUGGAGGUGGUGACGGCGGAGGGAAAGCUCUUCUGCGUGACGGCGCACACGAGGGGCUUCUUUGUCAACCGCAGUGGCAGCGGCCGCAAGCUGGACCCGCGCCCUGCUGAGCCCAAGAUGGACGCGUCCACUCUCAUCGGCCUGCUGCGGCAGAUCAGCCCGCUCUUCUCCAAAGCCUUCGCGGAGGUGAUCGAGCGCAAGGCCAACCGCCACCCGUUUGAGAACAUGCUGGCACCGCUGCCGCCCAACGACUGGGCGGCAAAGCCCAUCUGGGGCGGCGCGGACGGCACAGGGCCGCUACAGUACACGCGUGACGUGGCGCGAUCCGAAGACGCUCUAAUGGCCCCCUUUGGCAUUGAUUUCAGCGGGGUUCUGAGGGAUUGGAAUGAGGAGCUCCAGAGCUGCAGGGAGUUACCGCGUAACUCGUUACAAGACCGGAUUCUCCGCGACCGGGCGUUGUAUCGAGUCAGCUGCGAGUUUGCUGAUUCGGCGGUGCGUGGCGCGAAGGCCGUGAUUGGCCGGUCGAUCCCGCCGAUCAACCCGCAUGACGCGGAUCGGUUCCAUAUGUAUGUGCAUAAUAAUAUCUUCUUUUCCCUGGCGGUGGAUGGGGAUUUUGCGGCGCUGCAGCAGAUUAGAGAGGCGGAGCUGAAGCAGCAGGCGGAGGCGGAGGCUGCUAAGAAGGGGGAGGGGGAGGGCGGGGAGAAGAAGGAAGGGGGAGAGGAGGGGAAGGAGGAGGGGAAGAAGGAAGGGGAGAAGGAAGAGGAGAAAAAGGUGGAGACGAAGGAGGAGAAGAAGGAGAAGAGGGAUAAGAAGAAGAAAGAAAAGAAGGAUAAGAAGGAGAAGGAGAAGAAAGAGCAGGAGGCUGCAGCAGAGGAGAAAAAGGUGGAGGAGGCGAAGGCAGAGGAGGGAGAUAAGAAGGAAGGAGAGAAGAAGGAAGGAGAGGAGGGGGAGAAGAAGGAGGGAGAGGAUGCAGCAGCAGCAGCAGCGGCAGUGACGGAGGCAGAGCAGGCAACGUAUGCAUCGUCCAACAACGACCUCAAGGGCACCAUGGCUGUGAACAACGCCGACAUCCCCGGGCUCUACUCGCUGGCCAUGGCCAUCGUGGACUACCGCGGGCACCGAGUCAUUGCUCAGAGUAUUAUCCCAGGCAUCCUCUACGGCGAUCGCACGACGCAGAUGCUGUACGGGUCGGUGGACACGGGCAAGACCAUCAAGUGGAGCGACUCCUUCCACCCCAAGGUGGCGGAGCUGGGGAAAGCGCUGCACCUCAAGGAGCACAAGGUGACGGACGGCGACGGCAAGGAGGCGACUCUGUGCUCGCCCGUGGAGACCAAGGGCAUCCUGGGCAGCGAUGACAGGAAGUACCUGUUGGAUCUGAUCCGCCUCACUCCUCGCGACGCCAACUUCACCGCCACCACCACCAGCACCACCACCGCUGCCACCGGCACGGAUACCAACUCCACCGCCAACGCCGCCAACGCUGCGAAUGCGGCCAACCGCCUGGCGAUUCUCCGCCCCGAGCUGGUGGAGAAGUUUUGCCGGGAGGAGCAGGUGGAGCGGUGGAUGGCUCAGAAGGGCGUGAGCGAGCGGCCGAGCGCAGAGGAGGUGGAGGAGCUGAGGGAGAAGGCCGAGCUGCCUGACGUGCUGUUCAACCCCAACGUGCUGACUGAGUUCAAACUGGCUGAUGAUUCCAAGGAGGUGGAGGAGGACGAGGCGUUGGUGCGCAAGGCGGGCACAUACCUGAUCGAGACAGCGCUGCCUGCGCUGGAGGUGGAGGAGGACGAGGCGUUGGUGCGCAAGGCGGGCACAUACCUGAUUGACACAGCGCUGCCAGCGCUGGAGGUGGAGGAGGACGAGGCGUUGGUGCGCAAGGCGGGCAAGUACCUGAUUGAGACGGCGCUGCCGGCACUGGUGGCGGAUAUCAAGAGCUCCGAGGGGUGGCCCGUGGAUGGGCGCUCGCUCGCCAGCACCAUGCACGCGCAUGGCGUCAACCUGCGCUACCUGGGCCGGGUGAGUUCAUUUGGGAGGGCGGUGGUGGGGUUCGGAUGUAUCUGCUAUGUACAUGUAGAGCACAGGCAGGGCGCUCACAGGCACCAUGCACCACGCCCACGGCGUCAACCUGCGCUACCUGGGCCGGGUGAGUUUCCUUUCCCUUCCCUCUUUGGCCUUCGAUGGGCGGGUGGGUUUCUCUCAAGCACGUGGGUCAGAGCACUGGUGGCGGAUACCAAGAGCUCCGAGGGGGGGGGUGGCCUGUGGAUGGGCGCGCUUGCAAGCACCAUGCACGCGCACGGCGUCAACCUGCGCUACCUGGGCCGGGUGGCGAAGGAGGUGGCUGACGUGGAGCAGGUGUACUGGCUGUGCGUGGCGGAGAUGGUGGUGAGGGCCACCAAGCACGUUCUUAAAGCUGUUCUCCGCGAGACACUCGAGCAGGACGUUGCAAAAGAAGUGGCUGACGUGGAGCAGGUAUACUGGCUGUGCGUAGCUGAAAUGGUGGUGAGGGCCACCAAGCACGUGCUUAAAGCUGUUCUCCGCGAGACGCUCGAGCAGGACGUGGCCGGGGCUAUUGCCCACUUCCUCAACUGCUUCCUCGGCACCUCCACCACCACGCCGCCGCCCACGCUCCCCGGCGUCGGGGAUACGGACAAAGCCGAGGGCGGCACCGCGGGCGGCGGGGGGAAGAAGAAGAAGAAGGGGAAGGGGGGGGAGAGGAAGGAUGGGGAGGAGAGGAAGGAGGAGGGGGAGGAGAAGAAAGAGGCGUUUCUGUUUGUGGUGGAUGUGCCGGGGUAUACUCGCAUCACGGCGGAUAUGGUGUGGUCUGAUAUUACUGAGGGCGUCAAGUACAAGUAUCAGUUUGAGAUCCCCCCCGAGACGCGCAAGAUGGUUCGCAGCCUCGCCACCCUCCGCAACAUCUGCCUCAAGAUGGGCAUCGUCCUGGCAGCCAGGGAUUACAACCUCGAGUGCGACGUGCCCAUUGCGAUCGCAGAUGUGUAUGACCUGCUGCCGCAAAUGGGCAUCGUCCUGGCAGCCAGGGACUAUAACCUCGAGUGCGACGUGCCCAUCGCCAUAGCAGACAUGGGCAUCGUCCUGGCUGCCAGGGACUACAACCUCGAAUGCGACGUGCCCAUUGCCAGUGCAGACAUGGGCAUCGUCCUGGCUGCCAGGGAUUACAACCUCGAGUGCGACGUGCCGAUUGCCAUUGCAGACGUGUGCGACCUGCUGCCGCAAGUCAAGUUCGCUUACACCCACUCCCCUCUCCCUGUCCUCCCUGUCUUGCCCUUCUCCCUGUCUUGCCCUUCUCCCUGUCUUGCCCUUCUCCCUGUCUUGCCCUUCUCCCUGUCUUGCCCUUCUCCCUGUCUUGCCCUUCUCCCUGUCUUGCCCUUCUCCCUGUCUUGCCCUUCUCCCUGUCUUGCCCUUCUCCCUGUCUUGCCCUUCUCCCUGUCUUGCCCUUCUCCCUGUCUUGCCCUUCUCCCUGUCUUGCCCUUCUCCCUGUCUUGCCCUUCUCCCUGUCUUGCCCUUCUCCCUGUGUUCCCCCAACAGAUGGGCAUUGUGUUGGCAGCAAGGGAUUACAACCUCGAGUGCGACGUGCCCAUCGCCAUAGCAGACGUGUGCGACCUGCUGCCCCAAGUCAAGUUUGCCUCACCUGCCUGCAGCGACGCUCAGAAGCUGCUGGAGAAGGGCAAGAGCCUCGUGCACAAGCCGGGUGCACCUGUCCCAUGUGCUUCCGGUCAGUCGGCCUACCCCUGCGCCCGCGCGUUUCCGCAACCCCUCAGAGCGGGCAGUGGCUGCGGGAGCAUCGACAGCUCAAGCACCCCUAACAGUGUGGUCGGCCUGCCCCUGCGCCCGCGUUUCUCCGCCACCCCGCAGAGCGGGCAGUGGCUGCGGGAGCACGAGACGACUCUCAACUCCGCGUUUGAGAUUCUCAGCGAGGCGUACCAGAUCCUGCAGCAGGUUUGCGGACCUCUUCAUCUAGACGUUGCAGCAUGCUGCAGGUACCUGGCUCUGAUCUUCUAUCACGCGGGGGAGACCGGCAACGCCAUUCUGCAGCAGCACCGUGAGCUGAUUAUCAACGAGCGCGUGGUGGGGACAGACCACCCCGACACCGUGCACAGACACCGUUGUGGGGGGCUGCAAGGGGAUAUGCAGGAGGGGAGGGGGUACAAGGUGGAAGCGCACUGUCUUAUGCAGCAGCACCGCGAGCUGAUCAUCAACGAGCGGGUGGUGGGGACAGACCACCCCGACACCGUGCACAGAGGACUGCAGCAGCACCUCGAGCUGAUUAUCAACGAGCGCGUGGUGGGGACGGACCACCCCGGCACCGUGCACAGCUACGGCAACAUGGCGCUCUACUUCCACUCCAUGGGAGAGUCCGAGCUCGCUCUGCGCCACUUCAAGCGCACGCUGCAGCUGCUCUCGCUCUCUGCAGGCAACGACCACCCGGAGGUGGCUUCUCUGUUUGUCAACAUCGCCCUCACCUACCAGCGCACCCUGCAGCUGCUUUCGCUCUCUGCCGGCAACGACCACCCGGAGGUGGCUUCUCUGUUUGUCAACAUCGCCCUCACCUACCAGGACAUGGGAAAGUUGCAGAACGCCAUGAAGUAUCUACAGGAGGCGGUGCGAGUCAGUGAGAAGCUGCUGGGGGAGAAUCAUGUGCAGGUGGCCGUGUGUCACCAUGCGCUCGCCCUUGCGUUCUCUUCCAUGGGCGCCUUCAAGCUCGCUCUACAGGAGGAGCGCAAGGCGCAGGCGGUGUUUGAGAAGGCGGUGGGGAAGGAGGACCCGCGCACCAAGGAGUCAGAGCAGUGGGUGCAGUCGUUCCUCGACCGCGAGCUCAGGGCGCAAAAGCAGAAGGUGGGGCAAUCAGCAGCAACAGUCCAGCAGCAACAAGCAGCGGCUCUCCGUGUGGCCGAAGCUCUCAAGCAACGGCCGGAGCUGCUUCAGGUGUUGCAGGCAGCAGCAGCGCCCGGAGCAGGAGGCUCCACCUCGUACCAGCGUGCCGUGGCUGACGCUCUGCUUCGGGGAGAGGUCCCCCCACCUGCUCCCGGAGCUGGUGCAGGCAGGUUCGGCGGAGGCAUGGGAGCUACAGGCUCCUCAGGCACUGGCAUUCGAGCCAGAGGUGUGGACGAGCGGGCUUCCAGGGCUGCUGCAGAGGCUCGGCGGAAAGCAGCGGCUCGGGGGGUGAACCUACGAGGAGCUGCAGGUUCGGCAGGUGCCCGAGCCGGUGCACCCAGUGCAAUGGACAUGGAAGAAUUGAUUAAUUUCAUCAAUAGCACGUCACCAGCUUCUGGUGCGGAUAGCUCUUCCGCUAGUAAGACAGGCUCGGCACCUGCUCCGGCAGCUGGCUCGGCAGGUGGUUCGGCGGCGCCUGCUGGGCUUGGCGGUGUGGGCCUUGGUGUUGGCGUUGGUGCUGUCUCAGGAGCUCCGCCUCCCACGAAAGCUGGAGGAAAGAAAGGUGCGGGAGCAGCAGCGGCAGCAAGCAAGCCCGCAGCUACGGCAAAUGGGGAAGCAAGUAAAGGGGAUGCUCCUCUGGGUCUGGGGGGAGGGCUUGCUCCCUUGCCUGGUGGCAAGGGUAAGGGCAAAGCCAAGUAG